Messenger RNA from Talaromyces rugulosus, 1125 nucleotides. RefSeq lists its product as uncharacterized. The record is from RefSeq and is a predicted model, not a curated record. The transcript has a single exon. Gene Ontology annotation, molecular function: protein kinase regulator activity. Bases 1 to 1125 code for a protein of 374 amino acids. Lineage: Eukaryota; Fungi; Ascomycota; Eurotiomycetes; Eurotiales; Trichocomaceae. Gene Ontology annotation, cellular component: cytoplasm; protein kinase CK2 complex.
AUGUCGUCUUCUGAGGGGCCCCCGGAAUCAUGGAUCACCUCAUUUUGUUCGCUUAUGGGUCACGAGUAUUUUGCGGAAGUGUCGGAAGAUUUUAUUGAAGACGAUUUCAAUUUGACCGGGUUGCAAUCACAAGUGCCUAUGUAUAAAGAAGCUUUGGAAAUGAUUCUAGAUGUUGAGCCGGAGGAUGAUGAUGAGGAGGACGAGGAGGAAGACGAAGAUGACGAUGAGGAUGUGCCACUUGGGGAGGAGAAACCGCUAGGAUACAGGCGAGCUGGUGACCGAAAGCAUAUGCGAGUUGCAAGCGACCUCAGCGUGAUUGAGAGCUCGGCGGAGUUGCUGUAUGGACUGAUCCACCAACGUUAUAUCACAUCGCGGCCCGGGAUCCAGCAGAUGCUUGAAAAAUACGAGGUCGACCAUUUCGGUGUCUGUCCCCGGGUCAACUGCAAUGGCUGCAAAGUGCUUCCUGUCGGCCGCACGGAUACGCCUGGCCAGGAAACGGUCAAGCUCUUUUGCCCCAGCUGCUACGACAUCUACACGCCGCCAAACAGUCGAUUUCAAUCUGUUGACGGUGCCUUUUUCGGGACGACAUUUGGCUGUCUUUUCUUCAUGACGUUCCCAGAACUUGAUGUGGGCGGAGAUCGGGCAGAAAGCAUAUUAUCGCCAGCCUCGCUAAGUGCUUCACUGGCGGCCCAGUCACGGUCGCCGUCGCUAAACUCGUCAAUUGCACUGACGGCUGCAAGCACGGAGCAAGCGCCAAACCAGCCAGCUCAAAUCAACGGGAUGUUGACAUCCAACUUUGCGCUAGGAUUGGGAGCUGGCAAGAUCUACGAGCCUCGUAUUUACGGGUUUCGAGUUUCUGAGCGGGCCAAAUCCGGACCUCGGAUGCAGUGGCUUCGUAUGAAGCCGCGGGAUAUCAACGAACUGGACGAAUCAGCUAUAUACUAUGCCACGAACGGAGCCGAUGAGGAUGAAGAGUAUCACGAUGGCGAUACCGAAAUGGGAUCAGCCCCUGCUGGCUCACAGCAGUCCGUCAUCGACAUGAGGAGAAAGGCCCCUAUGCGGAAACGUAGGCACAUACCACCAAGCAAUCCAGAUCGCACGACGGCAAAUGGGGAGGGUGGUUAA